This is a messenger RNA of Saitoella complicata NRRL Y-17804, 713 nucleotides long. RefSeq lists its product as uncharacterized. The annotation marks the transcript as partial. Gene Ontology annotation, cellular component: mitochondrion. Gene Ontology annotation, molecular function: CDP-diacylglycerol-glycerol-3-phosphate 3-phosphatidyltransferase activity. NCBI's taxonomy places the organism in Eukaryota, Fungi, Ascomycota, Saitoellomycetes, Saitoellales, Saitoellaceae. Gene Ontology annotation, biological process: cardiolipin biosynthetic process. The record is from RefSeq and is a predicted model, not a curated record. The transcript has a single exon.
AUGUUUUCAUCAGAUAGGAUUACGGACUACUACGCGAAGAUUCAGUCGACUGUGUGCUCUUUGUCAUAUAAGGUUCAGCCUGACAACACCUUGAAGCAAGGUUAUGUUCUGUCAUGGCCUGUGACGAACGUUUGUCCUGAGCCCGUUACGGAGCCUGAGGCAUACAAGGAGACUGCUACCGCUCGAUUGACCUCUCUUGUGGGACCAGGAUCAACAGUCAGUGAAGUCAAACCUCGUACUCCAUCCAGCACGUUGGUAUUCCCCUUGGCGCAAUAUACGCCUCUGUUCACCCCUGAGAACUACUCCACAGAACACGCUGGGGUGUGCGCAACGCUCGAUGUCCUGAAGGAUCCAUCAUUCAAGGGUGGUUCGUGGGCGUUCACUGCAGGAUACUUCAACAUCCAUCCAGACUACCGUAACCGACUCCUGAACACCGCAGCCCCGGGUACGAUUAUCACUGCAAGCCAGCAAGCGAAUGGAUUCUACAAGUCAGGUUGGCCUUCUGGGAUGUUGCCUCCUGCGUACACGUUGCUGAGCAAGAGGUUCUUAAGGGAUGCUAUUGCGAAUGGGAAGGGUGAUCUUAUCGCUUUGGAGGAGUGGAGGAGAGGGACAGUUGGCGAGCCUGAUGGGUGGACAUACCACGCCAAGGGUCUUUGGGUCACCCCACCAGAGUCGGCUGGUCCGGCUAUCACCUUGAUUGGGUCGACCAACUU